UUAGGGCGGGAGAGGGAGUAUCACCAAAUGAAUGAAUGGCCAUUGGCCAAUUACUCUGACAGCCUUGUCACCAACCAGAGGCGCCUCCCAAAGAAAAGGAAAACAAAACCCACCAGAAGAAAGCAAGCUGCUGCAGGAAGAGCCACACAAUGUCCGGCCAAUUUUUUAUUAGUGGCUCGCAACGACGGUCUUCUCCUUGAAUGUGAAAUGAGCAAAUUUCCGCUUCAGGAGAUCAACCAGGAAGAAGAUGGAAGAAGGCUAGAAGCAGCAGCGCCGCUCCAUAGAGAAGAAGAAGAAGGAGAAGAAGAAGCGCCGCCAGUAGUGCGAGAUGAGGAGGAGGAGACGGAGAAGGCAAGAUGCGAAUGGGACUUCUCUCUCUCUUCCUCAAUUCUGCCGCCGAGCACCUCCCUCUGUGGAACCUCAGACGCCAUCGGCGUGAUAGAAAUCGACCCGUCCGACACCAUCUUGGCCACCGGCGGCAGUGCCCGCAAAAUCAGGAUAUACACCCUCAGGCCACUGGAGAGUCGCGGCUUCCACGACCACGCCAGUACCUACGACUACUACAUUUGCACCCCUGCCAAGCUGAGCAGCCUGAGGUGGCAGCCGGACUCCGGCGGACGCGUCAUCGGAUCCGGCGACUACGACGGCGUCGUGACCGAAUACGACCUCGAGAAGCGCGUCCCCGUGUUCGAACGGGACGAGCACGGCGGGCGGCGGGUGUGGAGCAUCGAUUACUCCGCCAGGUUCCCCUCCGUGGGCGCCUCCGCGUCGGACGACGGCACCGUGCACUUAUGGGACUCGAGGUCCGGGGCGGGGGUGGCGGUCGUUCAGCCGGGGUCCAUGAGCCCGGUGUGCUCCGUGGAGUUCGACCGCUCGGAUGGCAGCACGCUUAUGGCCGUCGGCUCGGCCGACCGCUGCGUCUACGUCUUCGACCUCCGGUGGCCGGCCCCAGAACCGAUCGCGGUGCUGAGAGGCCACCGUAAGGCCGUGUCCUACGUGCGGUUCCUGGGUUCCGGCAGCAUCGUGUCGGCGGGGAUUGACGGGUGCCUGAAGCUGUGGGACGUGCAUGCGGCAAAGGUGGUGCGCACGUACGAAGGGCACGUGAACGCCCGGAACUUCGUGGGGCUGGCCGUGUGGCGGGAGGGCGGGCUGCUCGGGUGCGGGUCGGAGAGCAACGAGGUGUACGUCUACGACCGAAGGUGGAAGGACCCGAUCUGGGUUCGCGGCUUCGAGCCAAGGCCGCUGCUGGGUCAGUCUGGGUGCGGGGGUCGGUUCGUAAGCAGCGUGUGCUGGAGGCAGCAGACUAGUGGGGAGUGCACGCUGGUGGCCGGCGGAUCUAACGGUGUGUUGCAGGUCUUUACAGGCAAAAAAAAGGAGACAUGGUUUGCUUAGUCUCGUGUAUUAGUAAGAAAAAUUAUUCGAAUUAUUAUUAUUUUUCCUUUAUACUGCAAAGAUGAAAGAAGGAACAGUUUGAGAGAACAAUCACAGGUGCUUUAUUUGAGCGCGUUCUUCUUUUCUUACUUUCCCUUUUGUUUUUAAUUUUUCUUGGACUUGCGAAUAAAGAUUUUCAUUUUAUA
Nymphaea colorata (pocket water lily) is the source of this 1577-nucleotide messenger RNA. Its product is annotated as WD repeat-containing protein RUP2. Lineage: Eukaryota; Viridiplantae; Streptophyta; Magnoliopsida; Nymphaeales; Nymphaeaceae. Gene Ontology annotation, molecular function: protein binding. Bases 28 to 1392 code for a protein of 454 amino acids. The record is from RefSeq and is a predicted model, not a curated record. The transcript has a single exon. Gene Ontology annotation, biological process: response to UV-B.